Messenger RNA from Saccostrea cuccullata (small rock oyster), 2152 nucleotides. RefSeq names its product cilia-and flagella-associated protein 96-like. The coding region runs from base 203 to 1144 and encodes 313 amino acids. The transcript has 7 exons. Gene Ontology annotation, cellular component: centrosome. The record is from RefSeq and is a predicted model, not a curated record. Lineage: Eukaryota; Metazoa; Mollusca; Bivalvia; Ostreida; Ostreidae.
UCCUGUUAGCGCCACACUACGGCAAUCUCCAUAGCGAUUAUUCCAACAAUAAGGGAACUGGACCAUCACGUUUCCCUUAUCAAUGUUUCCGACGUGAUAUGCAUGUAGUGGAAAUAUCUGAUUAAUUUAAUUAAGAAAACUAAUUGGUUAAUUGAAUUUGCAAGACCGUUGAAUUACAGAACAGAGCAACAAAGAAGCCAAAAUGGGGGAAAAGGGAGGACGCACGGAUAUGGACCGUGUUGGUUUAUUUCAGGAGAUGGGAUAUGUAACAAUCAAUGAUAAAUACAAGGAGCGAGGAAUUAAAUUCAAUGAAGCAGCUGAGAAGGGUAAACAGAUGUUAACAGAAGGCUCAAAAGAUAGAUCCGCGUUACAGACAGGGUAUUUCCAGAAGGCGUUUACUCGUGUUUACGAGGGAGAAUCAUACACAGACCCAAUAAAAAUCCGGAGGCAACACAGGUUAAAAGAAAUGCAAAAGAAUAUUGGAAAACCUUUUCAACCAAGCAGUGGAGAGAAAAAGCCUUCGGGCUUGGGAAACCAUUAUGGAACACUAAGCGGACCUAUUGGUGCAUUUAGUCCGGCCACAAGACCUGGAAAAGAAUACAAAUCUCCAGGCAGAAACUUCCAAACAAACCCAGGAAAAAGAGGCACAGGAUUUGGGUAUCUUGGAGUAACAUUAGGGAAAUAUCCCAAUUACUUGUCAGAUCCAUUUGACCAGCAUAAAGAAAUUGCUCGGAAAGAAUUACAACAGCACAAGAAUUCAAUAAAAGGAACAGGAGCUUUUAGACUGAAUAUGCACCCUCGAGCUUAUUUUGAUAGUAAUCCGUAUUCCUCUGACAAAUUAGGUCGCAGAGGAGGGUCCGCAACUAUGCCAUCAAAGAAGGAGGAUGUCAAACCCUUCAAACCAAGCUCUCCUGGAAAGAAACCUGCUGGUAUGAAGGCCGGAACAUUUGAUCCCUAUCCGUCACAUUCAGCUGAUGCCUACAAAGUCAAAGUUCCCCGUUCUAUCAACAUUGUCAACAAGAGUGGCAAGACAUUUAUGCCAUCCCAAGGCCCGAAGAGUACACCAACCGUGUCUAUUGUUAACCAAAAUGUGCUCAAAUCAAUCAACAUUCAAAAUUAUCGAUCUGUGUCAUCAAUUAUAUAAAGACAUUAUUAUUGAAAUUAGAAUUUUAGGACCGAAGAAAGAAAUUGUUUGUGCAUUUCAAGCAGUAUGUAACAUGGCACACUUUUUGUCUCCUUCCAAAUUCCCUGUAAAACAUUAAGAAUGUGUGUGCAAUUGAAGCACAAGAUGUUACUGUUUAAACAGACAUUUAAUGUCAUAUAUUUGUACAUAAGACAUAAAGUAUUACUGUCUCUUAGUGUGCAAAGAAACCUCAUUUUUAUUGGUGUUUUUAUAUAAUUUUAUCUAUGUAUAUGUAAAUGUGUACAAUUUCAGUGCAUAUCAGUCUGUGUUUGUUGCAAUCGUCAAUACAUGAGUUGCCGUGUUGACAACCUCAUCAAGUGAAAGCUGUGAUAUUGUAAGCAUGUAUUUCUCCUCCUAAAACACUUAGAUAAAUCCAUUUUAACUUUGUAUGUUCCCCCAAAAGCUUUGAAUUAUCUGUUAGCAAUGUACUUGUAUAUGCACUUUAUUUUUCUUCAAGAAACAGGAUUUUCAAGAGGUUCUGUUUAUGUUGGCAAAUGAAUGGUAGUGCUUUUUAAAAGGAAUGUUCAACAAAUUUAUGCCUUAAAAUCCAGGUGCUGGUUAUGCAUUAAAUGUACUUCAAUGAAACAGUAUUUAAUUGCCUUAAAUUAUGUCUACAACUAUGAACAUAUCUAACAAAAGAAGUAUAUUACCUCAGAAUUGAUUUAUUGAACAUAUCUUUAUUCUAUAAAUUGAUAGUUUUACUUUAUGUCAUUUCACUGUCUUUAAAUGACAAACUGAAAAUUGUGAUCUCUCUUAUUCUUUGUGUCUAAUACAUGUAUAUUUAAAUUUUAAAUUUCAGCUUUUGACUUUAGAUUUUCUUCAACAUUUACCUUUUAAUAUUCAAACCAAUGAUUUCUACUUCUUACAUAACUGUUCAUAAAUUAUUGUAAUUUAAUGUAUUUGAAUGAAAAAAUGGAGUGGUAUGUCAUCUUUGUUAUCUUAUGAACAAAAUAAAAUUAUCUUGAUGAA